GAUCACAAAAUGGUGCAUGCUAUGCACUGCAAUUAGUGCAGCUUUGCUCUCUGCAUUGCCCAUUUGGGCUGUUGCAGAGCCGCUAGUAGAUUGUUUCUUCAUAUUUGGAGAUUCUAUAGUCGAUAAUGGCAACAACAAUAAUCUCGUCACAUUAGCUAAAUCCGAUUUUCCUCCUUAUGGCAUCGAUACUCCCAACCAUAGGCCUACAGGAAGGUUUACCAACAAUCGGACAAUUGCUGAUAUCACUGGUGAGCUUCUAGGGUUCAAAGAUUACAGCCCUCCUUAUGCGGAUUCACAUAACGCGAAUUUACUACCUGGCAUCAACUAUGCAUCUGCGGCAGCUGGAAUACGAGACGAAACUGGACAGCAUCUGGGUGGACGGAUCAGUUUUAACCAUCAGUUGAGAAAUCAUCAGGAUAUCAUCUCAAGAAUCGUCAAUUUUCUUGGAAGUAAUGAGUCUGCCACAACGCACCUCAACAAGUGUUUAUAUUUUGUUGGAUUGGGCAAUAAUGAUUACAUUAACAACUAUUUACUGCCGCUAUCUUACCCCUCUAGCCGCACCUACACCCCGGACCAAUUUGCCCAGGUUCUUAUUCAACAAUAUUCUGAGCAAAUUAAGACAUUGUACAGCUAUGGAGCCAAAAAGGUUGUGUUGUACUCACUGCUACCUAUCGGAUGUGCUCCGAAUGAGAUUGCUAAAUAUGGAACCAACGGUGCUCUCUGUGUGGAAAAUAUCAAUGCCCAAGUCAUGCUCUUCAAUAGCAGACUCCGAUCACUUGUUGAUGAACUCAACAGCAAUUUCAAAGAUGCCAAUUUUGUAUACGUCAAUUUGUUUGAUCUUGCGCUUUCAGCAAUCAGUAAUCCUGGAUUAUUCGGUUUCAAGGUAACAAACUGCGCAUGCUGUGGAGUAGGGCCGAAUAAUGGAAUUGCAUGUAUUCCUCUGGAAGUACCUUGUCAAAACAGAGCUGAGUAUUUAUUCUGGGAUGCAUUUCAUCCUACUGAGGCUUCAAACUUGAUUAUUGCUCAAAGAAGUUACCAUGACCAGAGUUUAAACGUCACUUAUCCCAUGGAUAUAUCUACCCUAGCUCGGCUUCAACGAGCUAGCUAGGGCAUGCAUCUAAUCAUAUGAUCCUUUUAAGCUUUAGCACCGACCACUCCUAAGAAAUUUGUGUUAAAUUUAUAAUUCAUUGUACACGACUCCGCGAUUCUGCAAUAUAUGUACUGCCUGUACCAUUCCAUGAUU
Molecule: messenger RNA, 1243 nt
Organism: Daucus carota subsp. sativus
Lineage: Eukaryota; Viridiplantae; Streptophyta; Magnoliopsida; Apiales; Apiaceae
Product: GDSL esterase/lipase At1g29670
Exons: 5
Coding region: 17-1108 (363 amino acids)
Molecular function (GO): hydrolase activity, acting on ester bonds
Source: RefSeq, a predicted model, not a curated record